AUGGUCCCUGGAGGUGAAAGCGAGUUUGAUGCUCAUAUAACACUGGGCACUCACCUUACCUUGGAAACCUUCCAAGCUUGGAACGGAAAGGGAAAGCUUGAUCGACUCGAUGCCCGGCCUAUGGAUGAUGCUGUUGGCCGUGUUGAUGUUGGCUAUGCUGGGUUCUGUGUGGCUGAUCGACAGAACCCACUACCACCAAGCUCACGGGCGCAUAAAAGGCCAGCAGUAUAUACUUUUACAUUGCAGAACAUGAUCUAA
This is a messenger RNA of Penicillium robsamsonii, 258 nucleotides long. RefSeq lists its product as uncharacterized. The transcript is spliced from 2 exons. NCBI's taxonomy places the organism in Eukaryota, Fungi, Ascomycota, Eurotiomycetes, Eurotiales, Aspergillaceae. The record is from RefSeq and is a predicted model, not a curated record. Bases 1 to 258 code for a protein of 85 amino acids.